GAUCCAGGCAACAACACUGAAGUUUAAAACAUUGCCGCCGAAACUAGCAUAUAAUUUCGAAACUCGUGUUUUCAAAAUCUCAGAUAAAAAGGGUUCGCGAAAACGAAACAAAAGCAUCCGUUACAGAAACAGAGAGAUGGAUUCUUCAAAGAACGCUGGUUCAUCCUUAGAUUCUUUAAUGUCUUCAUUCAACGCUCGCGUAUUACAGCUUCAAGAACUCGUCAUUGCAAGAAACAUGUACCCAGCGAGUAGCAUUGCAGAUCUUUCGGCUAUUGAUGCUGCCGUGACUGCUAUGGAGCUUCAGGUGCAAGCCAUUAAGGAUCGAUUUCGUGAAGAGACAGAAGCUAUUCCUAAAACUAAGAAACUGAUAAAUGCAUCCCUGCAGCAGCAAAAGAAACUGCAAAAUAUGUCUUUUCACAUUCCCUCCCAAAUGGCUGAUAGAAUGACACUGUCAAAUUCAGAAACUAGUAGAUCUUUGUUUCCUGAAUUUUCUGGUCAAGACUCUGCAUCAUUUGAGGCUUUGAAACAUGAUGUGGAGCCUGCUGCAUUACCUAAGGAGAAAAAAGGUCGCAGUUCCCCACCACCAAUGUGGUUUGUUACUGGAAGUGAACUGGAUUCAUUGUCAUCAUAUAUGAGGGGCAGGCUUACUCUAGAGAAGGUAAACGCAGCUAUUACUGAUAUGGCCUCAUAUGCAGAAGCAAAUGCUCAGCUUAUCGCAGCCCCCAAUAAGAAGAUAUCAGAAAAUCUUUGGAAAAAAGUUCUGGAAAUAAGAGAUAUUGCAGCAAUGGAAGGGAUUAAAGGAAAACACUUUUUUCUUGAAGCUGAUAUAAAAGGACCAUCACUUAAACUUGACAACACUGGAAAAGCAAUACUGACAGUUCUUCGACACCUUGGCCGCUUUAAUGAGAGUCGUGUUGGACAUCAUCGUGUUUUCAUUCUACAUAAGCCUCAUUAGAAAAUAUUAGUCUUUUACAACGAGUGUCAGCGUAACAAAAAAAUAUGAUCGUUAAUUUUCAAUGUAACUUUAAUUAUUAUAUUUUAUAUAAUACUUUCAAUCAUUAUU
Cicer arietinum (chickpea) is the source of this 1063-nucleotide messenger RNA. Its product is annotated as SKA complex subunit 1 homolog. Gene Ontology annotation, molecular function: microtubule binding. NCBI's taxonomy places the organism in Eukaryota, Viridiplantae, Streptophyta, Magnoliopsida, Fabales, Fabaceae. The record is from RefSeq and is a predicted model, not a curated record. Gene Ontology annotation, cellular component: outer kinetochore; spindle microtubule; mitotic spindle. Gene Ontology annotation, biological process: cell division; chromosome segregation; mitotic cell cycle.